This is a messenger RNA of Notodromas monacha, 465 nucleotides long. The record is from the annotation of a GenBank genome assembly. NCBI's taxonomy places the organism in Eukaryota, Metazoa, Arthropoda, Ostracoda, Podocopida, Cyprididae.
AAGUUGCUCAUCAGUGAAAUUUUCUCGGACGUUGUGCUCAUUGUGGGAGAUGAGAGAUUCCCAGUGCAUCGGACGGUCAUGGCCGCGAGAAGCCCUUAUUUUCGAGCGUUAUUUUUUGGUGGCAUGAAGGAGUCCCUCGAAUCUGAAGUGGUGCUAAAUGACCCACCGGUUGUUGCCUUCAAAGCUAUUUUGGCAUACAUCUACUCUGGGAAGCUCAAGUUCUCUGACAUGUCGGAGGAGUCCAUUCUAGACACACUGUCCCUUGCUCAUCAAUACGAGUUUCCAUCGUUGGAAGUGUCCAUUGCACAAUACCUGCAAGCUCUGUUGACAGUUGGAAACGUUUGUCAAAUCUACGACUCUGCGUCGUUGUACGGGCAAAAGAAAUUGGCGGAGACUUGUUUGCGAUUUAUGGACAGUUGUGCGGAUUUGGUUCUUAAGCACGAAAGCUUUUUGCAUCUGAGCCAG